Pogona vitticeps (central bearded dragon) is the source of this 535-nucleotide messenger RNA. NCBI's taxonomy places the organism in Eukaryota, Metazoa, Chordata, Lepidosauria, Squamata, Agamidae. The record is from RefSeq and is a predicted model, not a curated record.
UCCGUGGCAUGUCAGGGCAUUGGUGCUGAGCCUUUCCCAUCCCUUUCCAGAGAAAGUGCAUGAAGAGAUUGACCGCGUGGUCGGCCGAGCCAGGGCGCCGUGCAUAGCUGACCGCGGGCAGAUGCCUUACACAGACGCCGUCAUCCACGAAAUCCAGAGGUUCAUCUCUCUUGUCCCACUGAGUGUCCCCCACUCAGUGGCCAAAGACACCCCCUUCAGACAAUACGUCAUCCCAAAGGGCACCAUCAUCUUCCCUGUCCUGACCUCUGCGCUGUACGACAGCAAAGAAUUUCCAAACCCCACAGAAUUUGACCCACAGCAUUUCUUGAACAAAGACGGGACCUUCAGGAAGAGUAAACGGAUCUGCGCAGGGGAGGGCCUCGCCCGCAUGGAGCUUUUCCUCUUCUUGGUCACCAUCCUGCAGCACUUCAAACUGAAGCCCCUCCAGGACCCCAAGGACAUCGACAUCUCCCCUCUCCUGAGCAGCACCGGCAACCUCCCUCGGCCUUAUCGGCUCUGCGUUCUCCCUCGUUGA